GUCCUUGGCAAAAUGGAAAAUGUUCCACAACAUGCGGACCUGGGAAGAAAUAUAAAAGGAGAGUGCGAAGAAAACUCUCGGUUCCGAACGGACCACCGACAUGCCCCGGUGACUCUAGUGAAACUGGAUACGAAAAUUGCGACCAACCUCCUUGUUAUGGUUGCAGAUGGAAACACUGGGGUCAGUGGCAAUACGGACAAUGCUCCAAAUCAUGUGGCACGGGAAAUAAACUCAAGCGACGAACACGUACUAAAGAAAUCAUCCCCGACACUCGUGCAAGAUGUGAAGGAAGUCAUUUUGAAACUGGAAGCGUACAGUGUAACACACAGUGUUGCAAAAGCUGUUACUGGAGUGCUUGGAAAGAGUGGGUCGAUGGGGAAUGUUCAGUUACCUGUGGAUUGGGUACAAAGAUCAAGACAAGAAUUAGAACAGAACAAUGGUUCAAUAAACCAGGCCCAUGUGUAUGUCAAGGGGACUCGGUUGAAACCGGUUAUGGAAUAUGCUAUCUUAAGGAAUGCAAACCGUGUGGUGUUUGGGAACCAUGGCAACCCUGGGUGUGCGGAAGCUGCUCAAUAUACCGCAAGAAACGAGGUGACCCCGAUGGCGAUGAUGACCGACUUGCGCACAUGCCAUGCGGUACUCAGACUUGCACUAGAACAAGGGUUUGUCCACCGUGUCCAUAUUCGAAACGAAACGCUGAUGACGCUGGCGCUGCAGUUGAAGUUUCUCGUAGGAGUGGAGGAGGGGGUGGACCAUCGUGCCCCGGUUCUUCAAUAGAGUAUAAAACACAACAGUGUUGUACAACUUGUACAUGGGGACAGUGGUCCAAGUGGACAUCUUGGAGUUGCAAAAGUUGCCCCCCUGGGAUCCCUCGAUGCGGUUCAACGACACUUGCAUAUUGUUCAAGAGCCAGGGUCAGACAAAGAGAUCCAAAUCGAUGUCCAAGACCAUUUGUCGAAACAGAAACCCAAAAGAAAGUUAAUACGCAAUGUCCUGCGCCAAAAUGUUGUAGAUGGAGUAAAUGGAGCGACUGGUCAAUUGGAGCGUGUAGUGUCACAUGUGGAACGGGAAUCCGACCGAAACUUAGAACUAGAACUAAAAUAUACGGAACAACUGGAGGAUCCACGACGUGUGACGGAAAGAAUUACGAGCACACAGACGAACUCUGCUAUGCAAAAACUUGCGCUACGACUCCAAAACCCACAUGCAAUACAUACGAGCCUUGGACACCAUGGGUUUGUCAUUGUACACCGAUACGGACAUAUAGAAGGAAAAGAUCCGGCUGCAAUUCAGGUUACAACGUAUGCCAACGCAGUAGACAGUGCCCUUGCAUAAAAGAUGGGCGAUAUUCAGAAGGGAAUUGCAUCGGAGAACACGUGCAAUACAAACAGCAUCUCAUAUGUUGUCCCUUUAUGAG
Molecule: messenger RNA, 1417 nt
Organism: Owenia fusiformis
Lineage: Eukaryota; Metazoa; Annelida; Polychaeta; Sabellida; Oweniidae
Source: the annotation of a GenBank genome assembly